AUGAAACGCGCGGUGCCCCGCGCCGCGCUCGCGGCACUUCAGGGGCCACGCUGGUCGCGGUCCGACGCCCAAUCCGGACCGGACACCCCUCGGCGCCACAGAUUCCUAACGGAUCCACAUGCCAAUUGCUGCAAUGGGCAAUGCACGCCCAGUGGCAUUCGGCACUCGGCCCUGACCGCGCGAUCCUGCGGCCGGGUGGUGGCCAGGGCGCGCCCCCGCGUCGAUGGCGACGUGGGCGUGGCGGGAUCCAGCGAAAGGGCGGAUGCGCUCAAAAGGGAGGUGCAGCUUUUGAGGCAGGAGGUGGCGGAGGUCAGGGCGGCCAAGGAGGCGGACACGGCGGCAUGCCUGGCGCAGUGCGGGGAGCUGGAGGAGGCCCUCGCACUGGCGCAGCACGAAUUGGAGCGAUCAUCGGGGCUGAGGAGCGAGGAGGGGGGCGUGGAAGUGUCCCAGCUGAUGGAGGCGGUGGGGAGGCAGGAGGCGAUGCUGACGGGGCUGAGGGAACGCCUCAGGGAGGCGGAGGUGGGGCAGAUCGACGUCCAGGGUAGGGCCGGGGAGAGGGCAUUGGAGGCGGGGGUGGAGAGGCGGAGGGCGGCUGAGCUGGAGGGGAGGUGUGGGGAGGUGGCUGCCCGUGUGGGGGAGGCGAGAAGGGAGGCGGAGGAGGCGGCGAUGGGCCUGGGCGAGCAGCUGGAGGACGCCCGGGCGCUGGCGUUCUCCGCGGAGGAGUACGCCCAGAUCACGAACCGGCACCUGGGGCAGAGGGAGGAGGAGAUCAGGGGGCUGGAGGGGGAGUUGGAGGGGCUGAGGUUGGAGUGCGAGCGGGUGAGCGAGGAGUGCGUGCGGGUCGAGGCGAGGAGGAGGGCGCUGGGCGCCCAGGCAGCUGCGUCGGAGAGGAGCGCCGCUGCUGGGGGUAAGGGGUCGGUGGCGGACGUGAAGAGGCAGUACCAUGUGGUGGUGGGCGAGGUGGAGGAUCUGGGGGCCACGGUGAAGGCGCUCCAGGCACAGUUGGAAGAGAAGAAGAGGGAGUCGAAGGAGCUUCGAGCGAUGCUGGUGGAGAUCCAAGCGGCCCUGAGACAGCGCAAUCAGCGAGAGAACAGGCUGAGGCAGGAGGUGGCAGGGAUGCAAGCAAAUGUGGCGAAGAGUGCAGAGGUCAUUCGUGGCCUGAACAAGGACAAGCGCAAGGGACGAUCAGAACAAACGAAAUCCAAUGCACUGAUAAGACGGCUGGAAAAUGAGCUGAAGCAACUCCGUGGGCAAUUCGCAGCCAAGUCUGAGGAGGUCCAUGGUCUGAUAGACGAGCUGAAGACCACAAAACUGGCAGAGAAUGACACGACAGCCAACUUAGGAAACGCCCAGGCUGAAAUCGAGGCGCUGCUAUUGAAAGAGAUACAACAAAAAUCUGAAAUCAGCAACCUUGCUGCAAGGAUCAUUUCCUUACAGUCAAGCCUUAUCAAAAAGAAACAAGAUUUGCAUGCGCAGACGGCAGCACUCAAGCAACGAGAAGAUGAGCUGGCAUGUGUCACCACACAGAUGAAGGAGGCUCAGGACAUCAGCUCGGGCAGGGCAUCCGAUCUGGAACGCAGCCUAUCGGAACUGCAGACCUUCAAUGACAGACAACUGGGUGUGUUGGACGAAUUGUCGGUGGAAAGGGACCUCCUUUUGAAGGCGAGGGAAAGCUGGGGUGCCCAGGUGUCAGAGGUGUCUGAUGAGCUGCGCGCUGCUCAGGACACGAUUGCAGCAAAAGACCGGAUCGCCUCCGAGGCGGAUUCAAGGGUACAGGACAUGAAGGCGAAGUUGACAGAAUUGCGGGUGCAACUGCAACAAGCCCGUCUCGAUUUGGAACAGCUCAAUACCACAGAGGGCAAGGCAGUUGCGACUGUUGUGGCCCUGCAACAGGAGUUGGAAAAAAAGCAACGGUCUUUGGAGUCUGCAGCAGGUGGGAACCAGGUGCUGGAGUCUCGAUUGACUGGCCUGGGGGAGGAGUUGAUGCAGCAGGCACAGCAUCUUCUUGAGGCAGAACAAACAGUUGCAGAGCUUCAGGAGAGGGUGAUGGCCAGGCAGGAUAAGGAGGAGGAAGAUGUGGCAUCCGUAAUGCAGUUGAAGGAGGAAGCUGAAGCAGAGGUGGAUGCAGCUGCUCAACUCCUAACGAUGGCGGAGAAAAUUGCUGAUGAACUUGAGGAGGUGAACAUAAACCCUGAGACAGAGUCAACAGGAUCAGAGGAGCUACAGCAGGAGGUGCUGGAGCUUGAGCGCUCGUUGGUGAAGCAAGCAGACAUACUUAGCAAUGCUUUGGAUCGGGCCGAUCUUCUUCAAGAACAGGCUAUUGCCCUGGAAACAGAGCUGGGCGAACAGCAGGAAGCCAGUACUGGCGGGACUGUCGUAGGUAGUUCGCCAAAUGGCGACAGAUCUGCAGCAACAUGCACUGGCAUGCCCACAGCAGCUGGAAGACAAGCCCAGUUCGAUGAGUCAUUGGAUGAGUUGCUGUUGGAAAUGACCGAGCAGUACGAGGACCUGAUUGCCUCCUUGGAGGCAGCGGUGACCGACGACCAACGGAUUGCCAAACUAUUGGAUCACACCAGGGGUCUCGAAGAGGAGAAUGUGGGUCUCAGACGUGCGCUGCUGAGCAGAAGGCAAGCCAUGGCGAAGGCACACUCGUUUAUCAAGGAGCGCCUGCAGCACCAGGGACCAGAGUUGCCCAACACAGACCCCCAGGGGGCAAAAUUGAUAGUGGGCUCAGAGAGCGUGGAUGACCUUGAGAGCUGA
Ostreobium quekettii is the source of this 2760-nucleotide messenger RNA. Lineage: Eukaryota; Viridiplantae; Chlorophyta; Ulvophyceae; Bryopsidales; Ostreobiaceae. The record is from the annotation of a GenBank genome assembly.